Phragmites australis (common reed) is the source of this 864-nucleotide messenger RNA. RefSeq names its product RNA-binding protein involved in heterochromatin assembly dri1-like. The transcript is spliced from 4 exons. Gene Ontology annotation, cellular component: cytoplasm. The record is from RefSeq and is a predicted model, not a curated record. Gene Ontology annotation, molecular function: mRNA binding. Lineage: Eukaryota; Viridiplantae; Streptophyta; Magnoliopsida; Poales; Poaceae. Bases 110 to 547 code for a protein of 145 amino acids.
AGCAAGCAAGCACACAAUAAGGACAACAAAGCAGCUGAAACCCUAGUACCAAGAACAAACAACUACAAGAGGCUUUACAAAGUUCACAGGGGCUAGCUGCUUACUGCGAAUGAACAUCCAGAGGAAGCCUGGAGACUGGAACUGCAAAUCUUGCGAGCACCUCAACUUCAGCCGCCGCGACUUUUGUCAGCGCUGCCGAGCUCCACGCCCGGACCUGCAGUUCGGCGACGGCGGCGGCCACGGCACGGGUGGUGUGCUGACCUCCCUUGACGUCCGUCCGGGCGACUGGUACUGCAGCUGCGGCUACCACAACUUCGCCAGCCGCUCAAACUGCUUCAAGUGCGGGACCAUCGUCAGGGACUUCCCGGCAGCGCAAGGUGCUGACAGUUGCUUUGAUCGCGGCCGUGAGAGCGCCGGAGUUCGCGCUGGGUGGAAAGCCGGCGACUGGAUAUGCACAAGGCCCGGUUGCAACGUGCACAACUUUGCAAGCAGGACUGAGUGCUAUAGGUGCAAUGCACCUAGGGAAGAAGUAGGUACCGGGAAGUAAGAAACGACUGAGGUGACCAAGACAGUGAGAUGUGACGAGCUGGCCGAUGAUGGAGCCGACUGUUGUCACACACUCACAAUCGAGGAGCAUCCAGGAAGGAUAAGUUUACGUACGAGUAUGUUGUGAUUGCCAGGCGUACUGCUGCUGCGUGGUUGCAAGGUGGAGAAGGAGUACCCAAGCUUCUCAAUUGUAACGUCUGUUUUGCCUUUUUUUUUUUCCUGUGUGUGUUGAUUCAGCGGCUGCUGAAUUCUACGGAUUGAUGUACUCGCAUUAUAUAUCGACCUUAAACAUCAUCAUAUAUAAGUAUACAAGUUUUA